Sphaeroforma arctica JP610 is the source of this 705-nucleotide messenger RNA. RefSeq lists its product as hypothetical. NCBI's taxonomy places the organism in Eukaryota, Ichthyosporea, Ichthyophonida. The record is from RefSeq and is a predicted model, not a curated record. Bases 505 to 705 code for a protein of 66 amino acids. The transcript is spliced from 2 exons.
AUAGCAUUGCUGAAUAGCUUCACCAUUGCCUGUGACGGAGGAGUGUACAGUACAGUGCAGAGUAUAUAUAAAUAGUACAGAGUAUGCGGUGCUAGUGAAGUAUAAGAUAUUCAUGCUGCUAAAGUAUUGGCUUUGCUUCCGGUUCAUGGAACUCAAGAUAGUAGUGUUCAAUAGAAGUUCUUGCCGAAAUUCUAUAUUUCUACAUCUUAAGGAAUGCCAAUGUGAAGGUUCGGUACGUGUAUAGUAUUUAAAUUGGUCCACGCGCAUACAUAUAUACAUUUGCACACUCACAAAUACGUAUCUCCUCUUCUUCAGUAGAAGUUCACACCCACACUCUCACCAGCACACCCCAGCACACGCACGGAUCUAGACCCCUUUCAUGCCUCUUGUGAAAUACAGUGCCCGUUGGUUAUAAGACUUUAAAAAAUAAACCAAGGUGGCACCUGCGAGUAUCAGUAUAGGGCGCAAUUAGGUUAUAGAUGACCAUCUAGUCGCAGAUCAACUAUGGAUAGGGGCGAUACAGAGUGUCCGGACAAGCACUCCGGCGAUGACCCUAAACACGCUCAGUUGCCUGGUGGUGGUUUGGCUGUACAACCAUGCCUAGCAAUCGACGAGGAGCAGAGUGAUUGUUGUGUUUGCUACAAUGGGUAUCUGCAUGAUGUACCAUUUCCUGGAAUGGAUACUACAAUGGGCAUGUGUUCAUAA